Messenger RNA from Dioscorea cayenensis subsp. rotundata (Guinea yam), 1639 nucleotides. RefSeq names its product protein IQ-DOMAIN 1-like. The transcript is spliced from 4 exons. The record is from RefSeq and is a predicted model, not a curated record. Gene Ontology annotation, molecular function: protein binding. The coding region runs from base 112 to 1530 and encodes 472 amino acids. Lineage: Eukaryota; Viridiplantae; Streptophyta; Magnoliopsida; Dioscoreales; Dioscoreaceae.
CUAAUUUUCUCUUGGCUUUCUACUUUUGGUUUCUGUUUUCCGUUUUCCCGCUCUUGGUUUCUUGAUUUCGAUGAGCGGGUGGUGGGGGAGCCGCCGGUGAGGGCUGAGGGUAUGGGGAAGGCGGUGAGGUGGUUGAAGGGCCUCCUUGGGGGGAAGAAGUCCGGCGGUGGAGCGGCGGGGAAGGAAAGCGGAAAGGAGAAGAAGAGAUGGGGGUUUGGGAAGUCGAUGAGGGAGAGGGAGAUGCGGGCGCCGGUGGGGGAGGAAAGGAGGGGGUCGUAUAGGGAGGUCGUAACGGCGACGGCGGAGGAGGAGAGCAAGAGGGCGAUCGCGGUGGCUGCGGCGACAGCGGCGGUAGCGGAGGCUGCUGUGGCUGCGGCGCAGGCGGCGGCAGCGGUGGUGAGGCUGACGAGUAGUGGUAGAGGCGUCGGUGCUGUGGGUUUUGGUGGUUUGAAGCGAGAGGACUGGGCCGCCAUCAAGAUCCAAGCAACGUUCCGAGGUUAUCUGGCAAGAAGGGCUCUGAAGGCCCUCAAAGGGUUGGUGAAGCUGCAGGCAUUGGUCAGGGGCAACAUUGUCCGGAAACAAGCCGCCGAGACUCUCAGAUGCAUGCAGGCACUUGUUCGAGUGCAGGCUCGUGCUCGUGCUUGCAGAGCUUUGCGCGCAGAGAAGGCACAGUCUAAGAGUGGUGGCAGUGCUCGCUCUCAUCCAGGUCCUCCAACACCUGACAAGACUGAACCUGCUAUUCGCCAUGACAGAGCAGGCAAUCUCAAGAGGAAUUCUUCCAAAACAGUGAGCUCUGAUUCUACUGGACAGGAUAAAGUGCAUGCCUCUGGUUGGAAUUGGCUUGAUCGGUGGAUGGAAGAGAGGUACUGGGAAAGCCGGGAAGCUAUUGCUAAGUUGGAUGAUGAUAAGAGUACUAAAAUCCUUGAAAUAGACACCGGAAAGCAGCAGCUUAAUACCAAGCGUCGGCCCGGGAACCAACUCCAUUCCUCAUGCUCCACACUCGCCUCCGAUCAGAACAGCCGUAGCUUCACUACUAUGCCUGCCUCUCCUUCAAAAGACUCCACUGUUGCACAACAAUCCAUUGCAAGCCCUGCAUCGGUUGACAUGCUGUCAUCACUUAGUCCUCUGAGAUUCCAUGCCAUGGAAACUGGAGACUUUGGUGAUAGCCCUCAGUUCUACUCGGCCUCAUCCCGCCCGGGGAGCUCAAGAAGGGGUGCAUUCACCCCGGCAAAAAGCGAAUGCACCCGGAGCCUAUUCAGUGGAUACUCAGACUACCCGAACUACAUGGCCAACACUGAAUCAUCAAAGGCGAAACUUCGAUCUCACAGCGCGCCAAAGCAGAGGCCAGAGUAUGAUAAAUCAGGGUCUAUCAAAAGGCUUUCUCUUCAUCAAGCAUUCGGGCAACAACCGUCUCUUCAGAACUCGAUCUCAUCUCAACAGAGGCAAUCAUCCCUGCACGCCAAGUUCACCAACAAAGCUUACCCUGGCUCUGGCCGGUUGGAUAGGUUAGGAAUGCCUUUGAGAACUUAAUUACAUAUAUAUAUAUAUAUAUAUAAUCAUCAACCAGUUAAAAAGGGUUUGUAUGUGUGUGUGGUGUUAUGAUGUUCUACUGCUUCUUGAACAUGUUCAUCUUCUUCUA